AUGUUUGCUACUGUUCGCUUCGAACCUCCUCAAGAGCUUACAGCUGAAGUUUUGGAGCAACAAGACUCCCAAACCAUAGUUCGACCGUCGGACAACACACGCGUGGACUUGCAGACUCCAGUAUUCGGUUCACAAGAAAGAUCCGAGAACAGCGCCAAGCGCGCUCUGGUCGACGUUAUCAACACCAAGGUCAAGAUCACCUUCGGUAAACGCAUUUACAAGUCGAUCAAGGAAGCCCGUAUCAAGGCUGCUCUUCAGUCCAGAUUCGUGACGUUAUCUGACUUGGUCCGCGAACAAAGCCUAGUCAGAUACAUUCUCAUCGCUACUUCCACGGUCUUCAAAGGCGCUGCCACCGCUCGUAGCGUAUGCCUCCUACAUGGGCGUUAUCUUUCCUGGCCUCGCCGCUCCCAUGGAAUACGGCUGACUCCCACGAGCGACAGAGCUUUGAUACACUUCCUCGAGCGCCGUGAUGAUUGCGGCAACCAUCGCUUGCAGAGACUUGAACAGCUUCACGCCCAUCCCGCAAGCCAAACCGAACGCUCGCUUCGGCGUUUCAAUGUUACGCGAUUCGAUACGACACUUGUAGUGCCUUUCAUCCCAGCAUCACUUGGUAUGCUUGUAGGAUUCGUUCUCCGGGGCUUCCAAACUAGACGGUUCAGUAUCCGUGGUGAGUUCGAGUACCGCUAUGACGACUUGUGCCUUGUCCACAGCAACUCGGACUCGCCGCUCAGUCUCCAUCGCUUGUAUUCCACCUCAUCACACGCCAAAGCUGUCGAUAUACGCCGAAGUGCCUCGAUCAUCCCUCUUGUAGACUACAACGAGGUGCCACACUUACCAUCCGAUGCUGCAGCCUUCCCAUCUCAAGGGCUUGACGAAACAGACGCAACGAUGCGCUGCUGUUCUGCGGGGUUGACUCAGUCUCCGGAGUCUGUGGUUGCCAGCGCUCUCCUCGAAUCCACUCUAGCGAUGGUGUUGUUCUCUAUGUUCCGCCUUAGCAACUCUGCAUGUUACGAGCAAUUCACUCCCCAACAAACCCUUGCCCCCAUCCUACCGUCACCGUACGCGAGAACCCACCAUGGCUGCCAUCCAUGCCGACGACCAGGCUGCUCUCUCUUGGACGAAUACCAAGGCUGUUCAGCAUCUCAAGAUGGCCACCAAUCACCCGAGGCUGAAUAUCCAGUGAUGCUGGAGUCCGCGAGAUCGAAGCUGAAAUCGCCAAGAUGGACGCAAAAGAUCAAGACUUUCACAUCGAUUUUGAACAGUGACGAUAUUGUUCUAGAAGUUCGUGUCGGCGGAUUCUGCUUGUUGCAUUCGACCGUCUCUCCAAUACCAACCCCUAACUGCAAGACUGGGGUCGGCGACCGUUGGGUCAUCGUAAACCCUCCCCACUGGCAUCGAUGUUGGGACCGGAAAGAUUGA
Messenger RNA from Aureobasidium namibiae CBS 147.97, 1419 nucleotides. RefSeq lists its product as uncharacterized. The coding region runs from base 1 to 1419 and encodes 472 amino acids. The record is from RefSeq and is a predicted model, not a curated record. The transcript has 7 exons. NCBI's taxonomy places the organism in Eukaryota, Fungi, Ascomycota, Dothideomycetes, Dothideales, Saccotheciaceae.